This is a messenger RNA of Spirodela intermedia, 528 nucleotides long. The record is from the annotation of a GenBank genome assembly. NCBI's taxonomy places the organism in Eukaryota, Viridiplantae, Streptophyta, Magnoliopsida, Alismatales, Araceae.
AUGGGCAACUGCACUGUUAAAGGCAACGCGGUGGGCUGCUCCCCCCGAGAAGCCGCCUCCGCCGCGAACUGCUCGGUGCGCAGGGCCGCCGUCGUUGCCCCUUGCCCCGGCGGCGGACCGGUCCGCGUUGUGACGGGCUCCGGCGGGGUGUUGGAGUUCGAAGGUCCCGUCGACGUUGGGGAAGUCCUCAAGGGCUACCCCGGGUACGGAAUAUUCCGGCGUGGCGCCGCCGUGUCUCCGAUGUUCCACUGGGAGCGCCUCCACCACGGUCGGCUGUAUUAUCUCCUCCCCCUGCACCGGAAGCGGGCAGGGCGAACUGCGGUGGCGGCGUCUGGCGGCGACCCUUCUCUCUCUAACCUAGAGGUUCUGCCGCCGGUGAUGAAGGGAGUGUGGAGGGUUAGGGUUGCGAUGGACGCUGAGGAUCUGGCGGCCGUCUUCGCGGAGGAGGUGGACAUCGAGGCCCUCAUCGAGAGAAUGAGGGUGCUCGCCGCCACCACGAGGGGCCUUGCCGGUGCAACCAAGUCAUAA